Messenger RNA from Clonostachys rhizophaga, 951 nucleotides. The record is from the annotation of a GenBank genome assembly. NCBI's taxonomy places the organism in Eukaryota, Fungi, Ascomycota, Sordariomycetes, Hypocreales, Bionectriaceae.
AUGUAUCACCCUGGCCAAUUUGAUGAGGCUCCAGUGGCCGGCCAGGAGCACCCCACGCCAUCGAAUGCCCUCUCCGCAUCAUCCGACGGAUAUGAUGAGUCCUCGCCAGAUUCAUACGAGAUUACAUCCCCAACUGGAGGGCACCUAGCCUAUCAAUACACUCGCGACUUUCAAUUUCAACCACGCUCUAGUUUUCCGGGCAUGGUAGGGCCGCCUGAAUUAUCUCUAGCCUUGCCAAAUAUGACUACUCCAAACAAAAAGUACCUGUCAUUAUCCAAGGACUGCGACGACGACCAGAAGGACCAAAGAAGAGCCGAGAUUCCGUUUGGGGAGGAUACUAGAGCGAACAAAGCCUUAUACGAGACGGAUAAGAGUAAUGAUAACGGAAUAACGGAUGCUCAAUUAAAGAGGAAAAUCCGAAACCGUGAUGCUCAGCGUGCGCACCGAGAACGAAAAGAACGGCGCUUGAAAAGCCUAGAGGAAGCUCUGAAGCGGCUUGAACAGUCACAGGUACACACUGAAAGGGAGAAUGAACGCCUGAAGAAUGAUCUUCAGGUAAAGACAGUUGAGAAUAAAGUCCUCAAGGCCACCACUUCCUCGAGUGGUGACGUCGGGACCGAGCAUUUUGUGAUUGGCUCUCCACCACGGCUCAGUUCGGCCAUAUUCAUCCCCAGCGUGCUUGGAGGCCAUGGAGAACAAAUUAGAGCCCUUCAAUCAAUGCCAUCCGAUGGUCAGAGGCGGCUUUCUCCUAGCGCUGCUUGGGACUACGUGGUCCAACAUGAGCUGUACAAGCGCGGCGCCAUCGAUAUGUCAAGUCUUGGGACGCAUGUGCGAAAAUAUGCUAGGUGUAAUGGGAAUGGACCUAUUUUCUACGUGAGCGAUAUCAACAAAGCGAUCCAGGAGAGCCUAGUGGAAAGAUCGAAUUCUCUCAUCGAGGAAAAUGACAGUUAA